Messenger RNA from Colletotrichum orchidophilum, 1212 nucleotides. RefSeq lists its product as uncharacterized. The record is from RefSeq and is a predicted model, not a curated record. Lineage: Eukaryota; Fungi; Ascomycota; Sordariomycetes; Glomerellales; Glomerellaceae. The annotation marks the transcript as partial. The transcript is spliced from 5 exons.
ACAGGCACAGCAUCACACCUUUGGGAGUGCCUUUUAACCUUUUCUCCCACCGCCCACCGACCGAUCCAGACGUCAGAUGUCAGCCCCGUGAGCGUCUGGCUUCAGCAAGUUACAUUCGUUUACCGAGACGCAGCUACCAUGACUUUCACCGAACGAAAGACAAGGUGCUUGGGCGUCUUCGCCCUGGUACUGUCAUCAUGGGCGACGAUGGCACAGGCUGCACCAGAGCCCGAAAUCCUCAUGCCUCGCCAAUUGACCCAGAACCUCUGCUCUAACCAGAAUACGGCAUCGAUGAGCGCAAAUCUCAGCAUAUGGCAAACAAAUGGGCUCUGCACUGAUUUCUGUCGAGACAAGAACUACGCUUUUGCCAUCGUACAGUGGCAGUCCUGCUGGUGCUCUGAUGUCGCGCCGGCCGCGUCCAGCGAAGCCCAAGUCAGCGACAAGUGCAACGAUAUCUGCCCCGGCUACGACAUCGAACAUUGCGGCUCGAGGCCCAACUACUAUGGAUACUUGACACUGGCAAAGAAUCCUACAAGUACCGCCGGCGGCGAAGGCGACAGCUCAUCGUCGUCCCAGGCAGCGGCCACCCCCACCCCACAAAACACAGUACCGCCCGAUCCGGAAACGACGACAACGUCAACAACAUCUACUCCGAGCAGCAGACCUAAAUCGACGAUCCAAACGGUGACUGCCGACGGAACCGUAAGGACCAUCUUCGUCACUCCGACUGCCACGGGAACCGAGGGAGCAACUGGCGCCUCGGAAAUUACGCCCUCCAACCAAUCGUCAUCCAAGGGACCAAGCACCGGUGCUGUCGUUGGAAUUGUGGUGGGUGUCAUUGCAGCGGUCGUGGCCAUUGCAGGACUGGGACUCUUCUUGUUCUUCAAACGUCGGAGACAACAGCAGAACGAGAAUGACAAGUACGACGAACCCAGCCACCGUGGCAGCUCUGCCGGUAUGACCGGCCCGCCGCGCAACCCCGAAAUGGUUGUCACCGUUGAUGGAGGACGAUGGGAUCCCGACGCCUCAAGCGACCAUCGCCGAAGCCGUCUUCUUGCCCACGACCCUCGCCUGGACCCCCUCCCGAGAGGCCUGUAUGUACGCAACAACAAAAGUGCAGAAAGUAUCAACACUCUCCGCGACGACCAAGAUUAUUCCCGCAAGGUUCACCAGCCGGUCUUGCGGGCAACCAACCCGGAUCCUGACACCUGA